AUGUACCAAUCUGGCCAUUAUCCCAACCACUAUCCCUCUCCUGCAACUCCCGCUGCUACUCCAAUGGCCUACUAUCCCCCCUUCCAGCAACAGCUGCCCCAGAAGCUCGAUCCAGCAGAGUUCCACCAGGAUCCUCCUGAGCCCUCCGUCACCCCCCGCGUAGCUUCAAAAGCCAUACAAAGACUCGUUACUCUCGAGCUCCAGAAUGCUGGCUUUGAGAGGGCCGUACAGCCUGCCCUUGAGCGUCUCGAGGUCGAAGUAGCAACAUUUGUCCAACAGCUAUUCCAACGCGCCCAUGAGUAUGCUAAUCUCGCAAACCGCGCCAGUGCGAUCGCCUCGGAUGUCUUGCUAGCCUGUGAGGACUUUGACAUUCCUCCCAAAGAACUCUACCAGACCAAGAAAGCCACGUCCAAGAGGAAGCGAUCAGCCGACAAGAACAUCGCAAAGCCUGCAACCCUUAUUCCCCCACCUUCUCGUUCUCCUUCGCCUCAACUUCUUCCCUCAGACGAUGAAGAUGCCCCCACGAAUACUCCUACCACUCUCAGGAAUCUGCCUCCCUACUUUCCAAAUCUCCCACCCAAGCAUACUUACCUUCAAACUCCCGCAUCGCCUCCAAAGAAAGCCGCCCUACCGUCACUUGAGAAGAAACUAAAAACAGCUGCUCUUGUUCAAGAAUCGCUCCAAAAUCUUCUCCUCGCCACAGAGGAUAACAUGAAUCAAGAAGACGGCGAACUCCUCGGUCAUAUCGUCAACUGGGAGAUGAACGUCCAACCAAGGAAAAGAUGGAAGGUCGGUGCCAAAUAA
Psilocybe cubensis is the source of this 804-nucleotide messenger RNA. RefSeq lists its product as uncharacterized. The record is from RefSeq and is a predicted model, not a curated record. Gene Ontology annotation, molecular function: protein heterodimerization activity. The coding region runs from base 1 to 804 and encodes 267 amino acids. Gene Ontology annotation, biological process: transcription initiation at RNA polymerase II promoter. Gene Ontology annotation, cellular component: transcription factor TFIID complex. NCBI's taxonomy places the organism in Eukaryota, Fungi, Basidiomycota, Agaricomycetes, Agaricales, Agrocybaceae. The transcript is spliced from 4 exons.